Messenger RNA from Colletotrichum acutatum, 1790 nucleotides. Its product is annotated as acyl-CoA N-acyltransferase. Gene Ontology annotation, molecular function: N-acetyltransferase activity. The transcript has a single exon. The record is from RefSeq and is a predicted model, not a curated record. Bases 377 to 1549 code for a protein of 390 amino acids. Gene Ontology annotation, biological process: mitotic sister chromatid cohesion. Lineage: Eukaryota; Fungi; Ascomycota; Sordariomycetes; Glomerellales; Glomerellaceae. Gene Ontology annotation, cellular component: NatA complex.
AAAAAAAGUCGCAACCAUUUAGAGACAAGUGACUUCCUUUACCUCUUGUCCAACUCCCCUUUUCCCCUUUCCCUGCAUUCGUCGUCGCCGGAUUAUUGGAAACAAGACAUCACCACAUCCCAAACCAGGCUCUUUAGGUACUGCACGCGUGUAACUGCUCACGCCUACGCGCACGCGCAUCUGAAGUCCUGUCCGUUCGGGAAUUAUUUCAUAGAGUAACAUCCCUCCAGCUCGAGUGCUUGAUCUACCUUGCUACCCUGCUGCUCCACACUUUCUUUCCCGCCAUCCUCCCUCCAGUCUCGACAACUCACCUAGGAAUACAUUUCCCUCAUUCACAAGCCAAGCAAACGAAACGAUCCUCCGCCCAACACACGGCAUGCCUCUCCCCCAGACCACGACAAUGAAGCAACCUCCGACCCAGUCCUCCAUUAAAUCCUUCUUCCAACCCCGCCAGCAACCAUCCUACGCUCCGCCGCCCCCAGCGUCAAAGUACGCCCCCGCGCCGUCAUCGAAUGGAACGUCUGCUGCCCCUCCUCCCACGACCAAACCCCCACCAUCGUCAACAUCAACACCACCACCACCUCCCCCUCCUAAAUCCUCAGUGACGACGGCGACAACAACGACGACACCACCGAGAACCUCACCUCCAGCAACGACACCGCAAACAUCACAACCGCCAGCCUCGACUCCCCUCCACCCAAGCGCUUCGAUCCGCCCCGUCUCAGACCAAGACCUCCAACCCCUCCGCCGCAUAAACUCCCUCCUCCUCCCAGUAGCCUACCCAGAAACCUUCUACGCCGCGGCUCUAACGGGCCCCUUCUCCCGCGUCGUCACCUGGCGCGACCAACCCACCACAAACUUCUCCCAGGAAAUCGUCGUCGGCGGCGUCGUAGCCCGCAUCGAACCCUCCCCCUUUCCCUCCGCGACACCUACGCCGACCCGCCUCGAACACGCCCUCUACAUCCAGUCCCUCGCCCUACUCUCCCCCUACCGCUCCCAUGGCCUCGCCACCGCCGUGGUAGACCACCUCGUCGCCGCGGCCGCAAACUCCUCCCCCGACGUCAACCUCCGCCACAUCUACGCUCACGUCUGGACCGACAACGAGGAGGGCAUGCGCUGGUACGCCGCCCGCGGCUUCGAGCGAUACGGUGAGCCGCUGCAGGGGUACUACAUCAAGCUCCGCCCGGACUCGGCCUGGAUCGUUCGUCGCGCCGUCGGCCCUCUGUCCAUCGGCGGGCAGCAGCAGUCCCUGUCCUCUGACAGAGCCACCGCACCACCUCCGAUCCCAGGUCCCACCGCCGCCGUCGCGAACCUGCCACCCAUGAACGGAGGCGGCCCCCCUCCUCCACCACUGUCGAGGACAAUCUCAGGCACGUCCUUCCAGAACCGCCGCGCCGCGACAGAGUGGAACGACCUCCCCGACGAGAUGGCAUCGGCCAAGCUCGCUCCUCCCAAGAGUAACGGUGGCUCGGGCGCGAGUUCCCGGAGCAGCUCGACGGUGAGGAAGAAGAAGGAUAGAUCAUACCCGGCUGCGGCUUUCCAGGGUUAGGCGUAGGGAGAACAUGUCUACUUCAAAUGCGCCAAGAUAAUCAGAUGACAUCAAGGAGUUGCCGCCACGUGCAAAGGAAUCCUCAGGAGAUAUCAAGGAUACAGAGGAUUCAUGCCAAAAUUCGAAUCGUCCUGGAAAUAAGGCAGGACGGGUCCAUGGCAUGCACCAUCUAAAUCACAAGAGGCUUAGAAGAAGAAGAGACACAAAAUACUAGAAAAGAUUCGCCCCCAAAUUUAGAGGC